Aspergillus fumigatus Af293 is the source of this 555-nucleotide messenger RNA. The record is from RefSeq and is a predicted model, not a curated record. Lineage: Eukaryota; Fungi; Ascomycota; Eurotiomycetes; Eurotiales; Aspergillaceae.
AUGUGGUUGUCGGCCAAACAAAUUACGCCUUUCCCUCUCACCUGGGUCCGAAUGAGUCCAGUGAACAGCUUGUGGUUCAAGUGGAAAAGCCUUCGAUUGCCGUGGCGAAGAUCCUUCCUUGUCGGCACCGACUUGUCUGGGAACACAUACUGGGAAUUCAAAGACUCACUGAAUGCCGGGCGAUACCGGCGGAUCGUCAAGUACAACUCCAAAACCCACUAUGCGGACGUGCAAGUGACUCCCCAGUGGCACCAAUGGCUUCGAUACGUCCGUGCCGACCCUCCCUCGCUUGAAGAACAGCAGCAGGAUGUCAUCCGGCAAAUCCAGAUCAAGAAACUCGCCCAAUUUGCCGAUAUGCGGUGGGCAAGCAAGCCCUCCUACCUCGACAAGCCGCAGACACAGCAGCCGGGGCCCGCGACCAGAACGAGCGAUGCGACUUUGCAUCCACCGAUGGGAGCGGUCGGCGAGGGUCCCAAGCCAGUCGCACAUCUGACAGGCAGAACCCUGACGGGAAUCUUCACACCGGUAGCAUGUGUGAAUGGAAGCUGUUCAUAA